This is a messenger RNA of Diaporthe citri, 708 nucleotides long. RefSeq lists its product as uncharacterized. The transcript has 6 exons. Gene Ontology annotation, molecular function: oxidoreductase activity, acting on NAD(P)H, oxygen as acceptor. The record is from RefSeq and is a predicted model, not a curated record. NCBI's taxonomy places the organism in Eukaryota, Fungi, Ascomycota, Sordariomycetes, Diaporthales, Diaporthaceae. Gene Ontology annotation, cellular component: intracellular anatomical structure. The coding region runs from base 1 to 708 and encodes 235 amino acids.
AUGAAGGACGGCAAGUUCGAUCACGAUGUCACCGCGGCGUCUUCAAAGACGAAGGUGUUCGACCUCUUCUCUCUGAAGGGGCGGACCGCCAUCGUCUCGGGUGCGGGUUGCUGCAAUGCCAAGGCGAUAGAGCGCGCGAAGGAAAUCGAAGCCGAAUACGGCGUGAAAUGCCGCGCAUUCCAAGUGGACGUAACGUCAGCCGAGGCGGUCGAGGCGGCCGUCAACUCCCAGAUCAAGGAGUUCAACAACCGCCUCGACGUCUUCGUGGCCAACGCGGGCAUCCCCUGGACCCAGGGCCCCGCCAUCGACGGGGAGCUCGAGCACUACCGCAAGGUCGUGGCCAACGACCUCGACAGCGUCUUCUACUGCGCGCGCACGUGCGGCAGGAUAUGGAGGCGGCAGAGGGAGACGGGCCUCGACCUCGCGGGCAACAAGCUCGAGGGCUACGGCGGCGAGCUUUGCAAGUCGUUCGCCGUUGAGUGGGUGGGUUUCGCUCGUGCUAAUGCGGUCUCGCCGGGAUACAUCGCCACGGAGAUUUCAACGUUCGUCUCCGAAGACACCAAGAAGAUUUGGAAAGACAAGAUUCCCAUGGGGCGUGAGGGCGAAGUCCACGAGCUUAAGGGGGCCUACUUGUUCCUUGCCUCAGAUGCGGCUUCUUACACCACCGGAACAGACAUCAUAGUGGACGGAGGCUACUGCUUGCCGUAA